AUGAAUCAACGUAUUGUACUCUCUCUUAUUGGUUUACUGUUAGUCUUACUUGUUGCAUUGAGUCAACAAGCCAGUGUUACCUUAACCCAAGGUAUCUAUAUUGGAAAUCAAACUAGUGAUGGUCAAUUGAAUUAUUGGUAUGGUAUUCCAUAUGCUCAACAACCAAUUGGUUCACUCAGAUGGAAACCACCUCAACCGCUCUCUGCUUCCACCAAUGUCAAUAUUGCCAAUUAUAAAGUAGUUUGUCCUCAGAAUUUAAAUCUUGGAAUUCAACAAUCUGAAGCAUGUCUCUAUUUAAAUGUCUAUUCACCAGUCAAUGCUAAUAAUUUACCUGUUUUUAUUUGGAUUCAUGGUGGUGCUUUUACAAUAGGAUCAUCUUUACAGUUUGAUCCAUCUGAUUGGAUGUCUAUUGCCUCUAAUAAUUCACUUCCAAUUGUUAUGGUAACUAUUAAUUAUAGAUUGGGUUUGUUGGGUUUCCUUGCAGAUACUGAGCUAUUUAAUGAAAACAGUGGUGAAAAUGGAAAGAAAACAACUGGCAACUAUGGUUUACUUGAUCAAAUACAUGCAAUCAAGUGGGUUAAGGAAAAUAUUGCAAAAUUUGGAGGAAAUCCAAAUUUAAUUACAGUAGGUGGGCAAAGUGCAGGUGGUUUUACCACUAGAGCACUUUUAACAAGUCCGCUUGUGGUGGAAUCGCAAUUGUUUCAAAGAGCAAUGGUUUCAAGUGGUUCCAUUUGGUUUUCAAGCGAUUUGUUCUCAAUGGAAAAAGCAAUCAAUUCAACUGGUAAUUAUGUUCGUUCCAAUCAAUCAUGUACAACUGUUCAAUGUUUAAGAGAUGUCUCUGUAUCAACACUUCUCUUAUUGACCUCUAACAUUGUUCCCAAGAAUAUCUUGACCAAUGCCGCCAAUCCUAUUGUUGAUGGCUAUGUAUUAACUGAUACACCUGAUAACAAUUUUGCAAAGGGAUAUUUUCUCAAAGUUCCAUUGAUUAUUGGAACUGUUUCAAAUGAAACAACCUAUUUUACAUGUCCACUAUUCAACUAUUACGCCAGUGUAUCUCAGGUUGAAAAUUUCCUAACUGCUCAAUACGGAUCCUCUAUAUUCAGCAAAAUAGUGCAAUUCUAUGGACCUGUUCCUUCCACUCAAUCAAUUCAAUACCUCAACAAUGUGUUUAAUGAUGCUGCCUUUAGAUGUUCAUCUAGACGUGAUUCAGUUCAAUAUGCCAACAGAGGUAUUCCUUCAUAUCUCUACAAUUUUAAUCGUAAUUUGAUUUCUAAUCAAUGUUUGGGUGUUUAUCAUGGAUUGGAUUUGGUUUUCUUGUUCCCUGCCUUUUCACCAUAUGGAUUGUUUGGAGUGGAUAAGAUUUUAUCAAAGCAAAUGAUUCUCUAUUGGACUAAUUUUAUUGUGAGUGGAAAUCCAAAUUAUAACAAUUCUCCUUCACAGUGGAAUUCAUAUUCAACAUUGAAGGACAAUGAAUUGAGUAUUGAUUUGACAAGUCAACAAGUAACAAUCACUAGUAUUGAUGUAUGUACUCAAUUUUGGGAUAAGUUGGCUGUGACUUAUUCACCAUCAAUUAGUAAUUCAUCCUUUGUAAAUGGAGCUACAAGAAUCAUUCCAUACAGAUUCAUAGUCUUGUUGGUUGCUAUCGUUAUGAUAGUUAUUCCAUGA
Molecule: messenger RNA, 1665 nt
Organism: Naegleria gruberi
Lineage: Eukaryota; Heterolobosea; Eutetramitea; Acrasida; Naegleriidae
Exons: 1
Coding region: 1-1665 (554 amino acids)
Source: RefSeq, a predicted model, not a curated record